Molecule: messenger RNA, 595 nt
Organism: Phytophthora infestans T30-4
Lineage: Eukaryota; Oomycota; Peronosporomycetes; Peronosporales; Peronosporaceae
Product: iron-sulfur cluster assembly protein, putative
Exons: 5
Coding region: 13-453 (146 amino acids)
Biological process (GO): iron-sulfur cluster assembly
Cellular component (GO): mitochondrion; cytoplasm
Molecular function (GO): 2 iron, 2 sulfur cluster binding
Source: RefSeq, a predicted model, not a curated record
AGUGUGCGGCUCAUGACGCCGUUUUUCCGCUCCGUGUCUCGACCCAGGGCCGCCCACGCGUCGCGCCUUUUGUCUACCGUGGCGGAACAUGCGACGCCUCCCACACGUCGACGCCUGCGCGAGCUGCCACCACCGCUGAACCUGACGGACGCUGCUGCGGAACGCAUAAAGGAGCUACUGGCGAACAAACCAGACGCAAUUGGGAUCCGACUAGGUGUCAAAACACGUGGAUGUAAUGGGUUAUCAUACACGAUGAACUACGCAGAUAAAAAGGAGAAGAUGGAGGAGGAAGUGAGCAAGAAUGGUGCUCGCGUCUUUGUUGAACCCAAGGCUCUUUUUCACGUGGUCGGCACCACCAUGGACUUCCAGGUAACCCCGGUCUCGUCCGAAUUCGUUUUCGAGAACCCGAAUGCCAAGGGAAGCUGCGGCUGUGGUGAAAGCUUCAACGUCUAGUUCUUGGGCUUGAGAAUGAAAGGAAAUCCAUUUGUGUUUGCCCUUGUGCAGACGUCAAAUGUAUUUUCUCAUGUGCUGUAGAAAGCUUCAAGCAAUAAUAAUAUCAUUUUAAGCGGUGCAUGUGUUGUAACGCUUUGAGGCA